Molecule: messenger RNA, 501 nt
Organism: Penicillium bovifimosum
Lineage: Eukaryota; Fungi; Ascomycota; Eurotiomycetes; Eurotiales; Aspergillaceae
Product: histone H3 family protein
Exons: 2
Coding region: 1-501 (166 amino acids)
Cellular component (GO): nucleosome
Molecular function (GO): protein heterodimerization activity; DNA binding; structural constituent of chromatin
Source: RefSeq, a predicted model, not a curated record
AUGUCUCCAAGAAAAACCCAACCACCACCAGGGAGCGUACAAAAGCGCAAAGUGCGCAAGUCCGGCGCGCCCGCGACCGCACCAGCCACAGCCGAUGGAACAGCGCGCAAAACAGCAAAAGCAGCAAAACAACCAAUUUCCACCACCGUCCAACCCGGAGACCCAGCACCAACAGGCCGCCGCCGACGCUACAAACCCGGCACCGUCGCGCUCAAAGAAAUCCGCCGCUACCAACGCUCCUACGAUCUCCUAAUUGCAAAAUUGCCCUUCGCGCGCUUAGUCCGCGAAGUCGCGCUCGAUCUCCUGCCUGCAGACGUCGGAUCCGAGCUGCGCUGGCAGUCGCAUGCUAUCCAGGCUCUACAGGAAGCUGCAGAGGCGUUCCUCGUUCACCUCUUUGAAGAUACGAAUCUCUGCGCGCUGCAUGCGAAGCGCGUGACGAUUAUGCAGAAGGAUAUACAGCUUGCGCGGAGAAUUCGUGGUGUGUGGGGUGGCCUUGGCUAG